Musa acuminata subsp. malaccensis (wild Malaysian banana) is the source of this 2301-nucleotide messenger RNA. Lineage: Eukaryota; Viridiplantae; Streptophyta; Magnoliopsida; Zingiberales; Musaceae. The record is from RefSeq and is a predicted model, not a curated record.
AGGGGAGAGGAGACGGAGAGGGGUCACGACAAAAGAAAGGGGAGGGGGGAAGAUGAGCGAGGAGAGCAAGGACAAGCCGCAAUGCAGCACCUUCCAUGGCGCCUCCGACCACGCCCAGCCCGCCAGCAUCGGCUUCCCCCUGCCGGUGCCGCCGCCGGGCCUAACAAUCGCCCAUUCCCCCUCUCCUGCCUCUCCGGCCGGCUUAACCGCCGCUCAACCUCCCUUCCCUGCGCCUCCGCAGCAGCCGUUGCCUCCCUCUUACGCCCACGACUACCAGGCCGCCCCAGGUUAUGCACAUGUCGUUGAAGGAAGACCAGAGACACUGCCAAGUCUCCCUUGCUGCGGCUUGGGCAUCGGUUGGGUUUUGUUCAUAAUUGGAUUCUUUCUGGCUGCGAUCCCAUGGUAUGUUGGCGUGUUUUUUCUACUUUGUGCCAGAGUAGACCACAGAGAGAAACCAGGCUUAGUCGCUUGCACAAUUGCAGUAAGUAAAUUUUUCUAUAAAGAAGUUGUGAAAAUUGUUUUACCAUAUUUUUCUAAACGUUUUUUUUUUAUUUCCUCUGAAGUGGUUUUUGUUUCAUUAUGUUAAUCGAUUUUCCCUUUACAGUCAGUAAACUUUAGUUAUCAGUGAUCGUGAAUAUCAUACUUAUCUUCAGUGAUAUACUUGCUAGAUUAUCAUAAGUUGGCAUUUGCUAAGGCAUAUUCGAAGGUUAAAACUGAAUUUGUUUUAUUUUUAAAAAGAUUAUUGAUAUAUGUGUGAUGCUAUUAUAUUUGCAGUAUAAUAAUUUUAAAAAAAGAUUAAAUUGUUGGGAUAGGUAUUUUUUUUGCCGGUGGGAUGGAAACAGGGAUAAGUGGUACCGUUCCUGCUCCGACCUGAUUUGGUCAAGUUGGUCAAAUUGGACCAGAUCAGGCUAGUGCACCAUGGAUCCAAGAUUGAACUGUAUUCCUAUCCACAUGAAAUCAAGAAGCAAGAUGGUUCAGUUGGUGUUCAAUAUUUUACUUGGCAUAGUCAUCGAUUGAGUCCACAUUUGGUAGAGGGAGAGGUUUCGAAGGUGGAAGGGUUUGAAGAGCAAUGGUUCCGAGAAAUAAAAUGGUUGUAUGCGUCGUAGCGUAACUAGGGAAUUAGGGAAUGAGAUGGAGAUGUGUGAUGGUCGAGAGUUUAUAGACGAUGCUUACCGUGAUCAGACAUUUCACUCAUUAGAAUUGCUUGAUGAAUUAAUUCUUAAGCGGAUGGGUGGAUCAUGCUCAACUGUGCAUAGGAACCAUCUGUACGUGGAUCAUGCUCGAGUUUUACCCUUUUUGUUAUCCCACCAUAUGAUCCACUCGAGCACUGAUGUAUGCAUAUGGAGAUGGAUAAGAAGAGGAUUUCUAUGUCAUCGAGUUUAUUCCAUUAGGGUUUCUAUUCAUCAUGUGGCAGUGGCAUCUAAAGAUGGGCCUGCAUUGAGACCGGUAAAUGUAUGAUAGAGAAAUUACAAGGUUUGUAAAAAUGUGGUUAUGAUAGACGAGCGUUGCUCAAAUCAGAGAUCUUAAGACACAAAACUCUAUUGUGAACCUAUUUCUUCUUUUUUUUUUUUUUUUUGGGUCAACAAAUUACUUUAGAUGACGACGGAUCAAGUGGAGUAGCCGCAUUGAAUUAUUGAUCUUAUUGCUUAAACAGAGCGUACACUUUCACAAUGUCCCGUUUAUGUCAGUCAACAACAUUACUUGUGGAUAAUGUACUGUAUAGCUUACAUACUGUAUGUACAAUGUGUGUUUUGGAUGAUCAAUCAUAAAAUGGAAUGGCUGAAUUAGCAUGACAAUUUACAAAAGUUAUGAAGUUUUUCUGAUGAGUGGGGGUGGUUCACGGUCUUCCAUGAGCAGGCUGCGCUUUCUGCAAUUGCUGCGAUUAUCGGUGGUGCAACCAGUUGAGCUGACGAGUGUGUGUGGCGAGAUUAAUAAAUAGUAAUGUGUAGUAUGUAUGUGUCUGUCUUUCCAACUCGCCAUAUAGAAAGAAAGGGUAGCCAAAAUAUCACUCAAUGUUGGAAUUUCAUACGAGAUCAUGAGACGGAGCCUGUAAAGGUAUCAUUUGUUUAUUCCUUGGGUUCUUGUGAGAAAGAGCAAAGGUUGAGUGGCUGUUCCUUUUGUCUAUCUGACUUUUACUUGCCAUUGGGGGGACAUGUAACUACUCUUUAUGUUCAGCCAUUUAGAGUCUGUCGACGCGUGUUAAAGCCCUCUUCUUCUUUUGCCUCCCCCGCAGAUGGGAUAAGCUUGGUAGGUAGAUUUGAUAACAAUAUGAUGAGAACGAGUCAGCUUGAAUGACUUGUA